Mya arenaria is the source of this 1017-nucleotide messenger RNA. RefSeq lists its product as uncharacterized. The transcript has a single exon. Gene Ontology annotation, molecular function: oxidoreductase activity, acting on metal ions. The coding region runs from base 1 to 1017 and encodes 338 amino acids. NCBI's taxonomy places the organism in Eukaryota, Metazoa, Mollusca, Bivalvia, Myida, Myidae. The record is from RefSeq and is a predicted model, not a curated record.
AUGGAUUUAUUGACAGUUAAAACUGUGUUUGUAAUUGUCUUAAGCGCGUUUCAGCUGGUGACGUCAUUUCCAAGCGGACCACCAAGAAGCGCAUGCGUGAACUUACUUCCGGUUCAUAUGAAAGGUGGGCAGCGGCUGCGGCCCCAGAACACCUCGUGCCCUUACUCCAUUACAGUGAACGUGACGUCAUAUGGUCCAGGGAGCGUCAUAUCCAUAAGGGUACACAGUUAUGUGCGGGCGAUGUUCCGGGGACUGAUGUUACAAGUGCGGCCGCUGCCGAAUAAAAAUGGCGAAUCUUAUAAAGACGAGCCUCUAGGAACGUACAUCAGAGAGGUGGAAAAUGUGAGGAUGAUGACGUGCGGAAAUUCCCUGGACACCAUCGCCCACAAAGACGGUUUUUCAAAGAUAGAAGCUAAGUUCGUCUGGACGGCGCCCCUGAUGACAAAAAAUGACGUCCAAGUGACGGCAACUAUUCUUAAAAACUUUACCCAUUUCUGGUCUGACGUCAAGUCUCCGCCGAUUCGGAUUAACAGAGAACCCGGCACUCAACUUCCGGUGGAGACACUAGAAAAGCCAUGGGUUAAGGAAAUAGUUAUGUCCGCGGAGGCGCGAAAUGAUAAGAAAAUGGCACGGAAGUUAGUGAAAGAUCGGUUUGAGAAGGGGCUUAAAGGCGUCGUCGAUCCCAAUGGGUAUAUUAUGGUGAGCUACGUAGCGGACUUGCUUCCGUUCGAGGACAGAUGGGCGGUGGCGCAGCAAGUGAUUACGUCAAACCUUGAGGCGUCACAGAGUCUAGAGACGUCACUUGACGUCACGGAGGAUGAGUUCGAUACGAAGGUGCGAAGACCUGGGGCGAUUGGAAUCGAGGUGCCGGUAGGAAUCAAAGUGGUUGAAGGCAAUUCGACAGUCGGAAAAUCAGACUAUGUGAAGUUUUUACGGGAAGUGAUUCACGGGGACCAUUCACACAUUAAGGAACUUACAAACAUUGUUGAAGAUGGUGACCAAGGAAUCCAACACUGA